Molecule: messenger RNA, 2603 nt
Organism: Pimephales promelas (fathead minnow)
Lineage: Eukaryota; Metazoa; Chordata; Actinopteri; Cypriniformes; Leuciscidae
Gene: dcaf11
Product: ddb1 and cul4 associated factor 11
Biological process (GO): proteasome-mediated ubiquitin-dependent protein catabolic process
Cellular component (GO): Cul4-RING E3 ubiquitin ligase complex
Molecular function (GO): protein binding
Source: RefSeq, a predicted model, not a curated record
AGUGGGUCAUGUGACCAGAGGAAGGCGAUUCUCGAGAUCGUAAACAACAUGGCGCGUUACGAACCAGGAGAAUCUUAAAAACAACUCAGGGAAAUAGAAGCGCUCGGGAUACUGAAAUCCCACGUUUACAAGCUUCAUUUUUGACAACACUAUUUUGUGGUUAUUUACCGAGGUUUUGCAGGAAGAAAACAAAGUAGUAAAAGAGCUGUCAAAGCGCUGUUAUCAAAUAAAUUGACAAUCAGUCUAUGGGCUCUCAGUCCAGUUCUGGGAUGUCCGGUCGGGGCUCUGGUAACAACCCAGACCAGUCAGAACCCGAACCCAACCAGAACUCUAAUCAGACGGGUAACACACAGGCAGAGAGACAGGCAGAAUCUGAAGAGGACGUUGACUUAGCUCAAGUUCUGGCGUACCUACUGCGGAGGGGCCAGGUGCGCCUGGUCCAUGGAAGUGGAGCGACAGGCCUGCAGCUUGUGCAGUCAUAUUCAGACUCUGAUGAGGACAGCGAUGGGGCCUGGGAUGGGCGGUUAGGACAUCGAUAUGAUCCUCCAGUGGAUGCCCAACCAGACACACAGGAAGUGGACCGCAGUGAGAUCCACACUCAGAUCAUGCUUGCCACUGCUUCCUCAGGCUUAAAGGGCAGAUACAGUUUCACACAUAUGCUGGCAGAGCGGGAACAGGGACGUUGUCGUGGGUCAAGUUUUUCUCAUGGAGAGUGCAGCCGUAUCCGCUCACAUUUCUUGCCCAAUCAUGUGGUUUACAAGGACACUUAUCAGCAGAAAGUUUUUUGUGGAGUCUACAGUGAUGAGGGAAACAUGUUCCUGUCUGCAUGCCAAGACCAGAAUAUCAGGUUAUAUGAUACUAGCAGGGGUCGUUUUGCUCUAAAGAAGACAGUGAAGGCCAGAGACGUGGGCUGGAGCAUUCUGGAUGUGUGUUUUACACCUGAUGCACGUUGUGUGCUUUACUCCAGUUGGUCUGACUACAUUCAUGUGUGCAGUGUAGAUGGGGACAAUGAAACACACACCGCUCUGGACCUCAAUCCUGAUGAAAGGAGGUUCUGUGUUUUCUCACUGACAGCAUCCACAGAUGGAAAAGAGAUUUUAGGCGGUGCAAACGAUGGCUGCCUGUAUGUGUUUGAUCGUGAACAAAACAAGAGAACUCUAAAGAUUGAUGCUCAUGAGGAUGACGUGAAUGCUGUGGCAUUUGCAGACAGUUCAUCGCAGCUGCUGUUCUCAGGCAGUGAUGAUGCUCUUUGUAAAGUAUGGGACAGACGUACACUCAGAGAAGACAGACCACAGCCUGUGGGUCAACUGGCUGGACACAGAGAUGGAAUCACCUUCAUACACAGCAAGGGCGACGCUCGAUACUUGAUCAGCAACUCCAAAGAUCAGAGCAUUAAGCUGUGGGACGUGAGGAAGUUUUCACCCAAAGAAGGACUCGCGGCAUCACGACUCGCUGUCACACAACAAAACUGGGACUACCGCUGGCAGCAGGUUCCCCAGAGAGCACUAAAGAGGCAUAAGCUGAGCGGUGACACCUCUGUGAUGACCUACAGGGGUCAUGGAGUUUUGCACACGCUCAUUCGGUGCCGCUUUUCCCCGGAAUUCACAACUGGACAGAAGUUUAUUUACACAGGCUGUUCAACAGGCAAAAUCGUCAUCUACAACGUGUUGACGGGAGCCGUCGAGUGCAAAUUGUCUAAUCAUGACGCAUGUGUGAGGGAUGUCAGCUGGCACCCGUAUCACAACAACAUGGUCAGCAGCUCUUGGGAUGGCGCCAUACGUUUGUGGGAACACACACAGAACCUUCCUCUGGACAAAGACAGAGAGAGGAUGAACGUGGAUGUGACAGAGAUGAAAGCAAAAGGCCAUUGAUGACAUCAGAGGUAGAUGGUGCCGUCACAGCGGGAAUGAGAUGAUGAAGGAAUAAAGAGAAACGGGAAAUAAAUCACAAAAGACAACUCAUUUUGAGCAGAGAAUUUAGUAAAAUCACACUGAUAUAGUGUCUGGCAGGAUCUUCAAGUGUUUUUUGUUUGAUUCCACAUUGCUCCUCCUACCGGCACAAGAGAUGAUACAAAUGUGCUUAAGCUAAAAGAAUCAUUGACAUUUAAUUAAUGGACAGGGCGUUUUUCUUUUACGCCUACUGUUACACCUCUUUUUCAGCUCGGAGGUGAGCUUUUAACUGCAGGUUUAAGCUUUAGUGAAAGUGAAUUUCACCGAUAUACAGGACGCAUGAAUUCAGACAGGCACAAAACAACUGCUUUGCUUGAAAAAUUGCUGUACGGUAAUAUAGCAAAAUAAUUUAGACAAAAUGGACAUGUUUCUAAAAGUGCAAAAAGAAUUCUGGGAAUAAUUCUAAAUAUUGUAAGAUAUUUUAUUGCUAUUAAUGUUCAGGAUUUGAUUUUGUAGUACAAUGUAAAAAAAAAAAACUUUGUCAAAACUGAAUGUGUGUUAAAAGUGUGUGUGGAGAUAUAGUCGUGGGUUUAUGGGUGUGGGAGUGUGUUUCUUUAUGCGUGGAUGUUUGAUUUGUGUAUGAUUCAAGUGCAUUUAGAAUUCAUUGAAACACUCAGAAUUGUUUUACAAGAAUAAUUAAACGUAUGCGCACAA